Molecule: messenger RNA, 2997 nt
Organism: Lactuca saligna
Lineage: Eukaryota; Viridiplantae; Streptophyta; Magnoliopsida; Asterales; Asteraceae
Source: the annotation of a GenBank genome assembly
AUGACUCGUGACAUAACAAAAUGUCUUAGGGAGGACAGAGUCGAGGUUGGGUUCGCCGUCGGUUUAGGGCGGUACCGCCGGGUCAUGACCCUUUCAAUGGCGGGUUCCAACAGUUUAGGGAUGUGGGAGCUAUUGUGCGGGUUGUUGAACCCGCUUCAACCUUUACUCCUCAUGUAUCGACGGCUUGAAAAUGAGAUAGGACGGCUUAGCCGUACAAAAAUCAAACAACUUUCCUGCCAAAUUCCAUACAAAUUCACAUUCAAGUCGAUCGGCGACCGGUGUCUUCUCCGUCGUGAUCUCCGAUUAGAUAAAUUCUUGUUUGAUGGAAGAAGUGAAGGAAGUGGAAGUGAAAAUGGUGCAUUUGGGGGAUUAAGUACAAAGAAUGGAGCACCUGUUGUGGAUAAACACAUAGAUGUUUGUGAAAAAGAAGGAUGGAUCACCAUUCCACGCAAGGAACUUCCUGAUAGUUGGAAUGAAGAACCAGAUAUGCUAUCUUUUAAAGCUUUUGAUCGCCCCUUUGUUUUCCCAGGAGAACAGGUUCAUAUACUAGCAUGCUUAUCUGCAUAUAAACAAGACACAGAAAUCAUUACACCCUUCAAGGUUGCUGAAGUAAUGAGUAAAAAUGGCAUUGGCCCAAAUGCCAAAAAGCAAAAUGGUGAGGUCAAUGGGUCCCCUGUUUCUGCAGUUACAAGUCCUGAUGCACAUGGUACAACUCAAAAUGCUAAUGACAUUUUGGAUGAAAAGACUGACCCAAAAAAGGAUCUUUCCACUGGUGAAUCUCUUCUCAGAAUGCAAGAUCACAGAAGACAAACCGAAAUGAUUCUGCAGAGAUUUAGGAAUUCCCAUUUUUUUGCUCGAACUGCUGAGUCAGAUGAGCCACUUUGGUCAAAAAGAAAAGCACAGGAAACGUUUAGAGAAUCAACAGAAAUGAUUGGAGGGAAGUUUACUACAUAUGAUGUGGAUUCCAACAAGGGUUCUGAUAAGAAAGCCCUUUUGAAUACUUCAGUUGAUAGAGGAAGUCUUGAUGGAAGUACUUCUGGUGGAGUUGCAAGAAAUGGAUUUAAAUGUAGCUCAUUGGCUAAUGGAGAUAUAGUGGUGCUUUUACAGGUAAACAUUGGUGUAGACUGUUUAAAAGAUCCAGUUUUAGAAAUCAUUCAAUUUGAAAAAUACCAAGAGAGCACUCUAAAUCACACAACUACAGAAUCCCUAAUUCCCUCAAAUCAAGAUCCAUGUGGAGAUUUAUUAAAAUGGUUACUGCCUUUAGAAAAUUCCAUUCCCUCUCCAUCUCCUUCAUUAACUCCCCCUCAAAUGAACUCUUCAAGCAUCCGUACCUCAUCAACAAAAGUCAACCCUUCCGCGACAUCAGCAUCCCCUAUUUUCUCAUUUGGACACUUCAGAAGCUAUUCCAUGUCAGCAAUUCCUCCUAGUGCUGUUCCUGUCUCACCCUCUAGCUCUAUGUCAAGCAUUGACUUAGAAGACCAGGAUCAGUUCUCAAGUAGAAAGUCAAAGGAUGAGAAAAGUGAAGGGAGAAGGUGGAGGAGAAAAGUGGAAAUUAUCCAACCUGUUGAGAUCUCUUCUUUUUCUGCUGAUUGUAAUACAGAAGACCUUCUUUGUGUUCAGAUAAAGAAUGUUUGUCCUGCACAUGUGCCAGAUAUUGUAAUAUAUUUGGAUACAAUAACAAUUAUACAUGAAGAGGCUUCCAAAGGUGGACCUCCUUUAUCUUUACCAAUUGCAUGUAUUGAAGCAGGAAAUGAUCACAGCUUGCCAGAUUUAGCCCUCAGGAGAGGAGAAGAACAUUCCUUCAUUCUAAAACCUGCAACUUCAUUAUGGAGGAACAGUAAAAGUCAAAGUGAUAGGAAUCUUCGGUCAACACAAUCACAUUUUGGACAAGCAACAUCAAGUGGUCAUGUAGAACGUGGUGAUAAGUAUGCAGUUUUAGUAUCAUGUCGCUGCAAUUAUACUGAAUCUAGGUUGUUCUUCAAACAACCAACAAGUUGGCGGCCACGUAUGUCAAGGGAUCUGUUGAUCUCAGUUGCAUCUCAAAUGUCAAGGCCAAAUCUUGGUUCAGAUGAACGAGUUCUUCAAUUACCUGUGCAGGUUUUGACACUGCAAGCUUCAAACCUGACAUCUGAAGAUCUGACACUAACAGUGCUUGCUCCAGCCUCCUUUACUUCUCUCCCAUCUGUUGUCUCCUUAACUUCAGCACCCGCAACACCAUUAAGCCCAGAAGAAAAGUCAACAAAAGUCAACGUUGACAGACACAAUAUUGCGAUGAAGAGACUCAGCUCAGCUUUAAUAGAAAAUCAAAGACGCAAUGAUGAAAUUGGGCGUCAAACUGGCAUUGGAGCUUUCUCUUUCAAUGAGCAACCAAUUUCCAUCACUGAUGUGCUUCCAAGAAGUGAUUUGGGAUGCACACAUCUGUGGUUGCAAAGUCGAGUUCCAUUAGGGUGUGUUCCUUCCAAGUCUACAGCUACUAUUAAGCUUGAGCUACUUCCACUUACAGACGGGAUUAUUACCUUGGAUUCUUUACAGAUUAGCGUUAAGGAGAAAGGUGUAACGUAUAUCCCGGAGCAUUCCCUCAAGAUAAAUGCAACAUCCAGCAUAAGUGCUGGAAUCCUCUAAGUCUCGGAACACAAUUCAUAUAUACUCCAGUUCCAAUCCGGAUGGAUGUGAAGAUCAUUACAUGCUACUCUCAAUAUAUAUGUAUCUGUGAUUGAAAUGUAGUGUCUAUUUUUGUUUAAGGAUGAGUUUAUAAAAAGUUGUUUUUUUUUUUUUUAAAAUGUAUGUGUUGACGGAAACAGAAAAAAAAAACCCUCAAUUGGUGUGUGGAAUCCAAAGAAAUACCUGUACAUUUGUGUUUCGGAAAAUGUUUGUUGGACAAAUUUUUAUAUAUUUUUACUGUGUUCAACAUUGGAACAGAUAAUUCAUAGGCUGGAUAUGAACUUGUUCUCACUCUUUUAUUUGUGUAAAAGACGUUGAUGUCGUUAUCUAUUCGUG